CGAGGCCCGAGGGGGCCGGCGGUGGCGGCGGUGGCGACGGCGGGGAUUUCCCGGUUGGUGUAAAAAGUGGAUAGUGGCUCACGUGUCAAAGGAUGGCACGGUCACGAUCUAGAUCGCCCAGGUGGAAACACAGGUCUUUAUCACCAGUACCUAGAAAUUUUGAAUACUACAAGCAAAGAUAUUCUCAUGGGCAUUAUGACUGUGAAUAUAGAAAAUAUCCGAAAAGGCCUGUUGCUUGGAGAAUGGACAGUGAGAAACAUGAACAGAAUAAACAAAGAAUUCCCCCUCGUGGAAAUCUAUAUUACCGAUCUUAUGAACAUAGAUCACCUUCCCCAGAGAUAAGAAACUCUGUAGAAAAUUUUUACACAUAUAAUCCUCACCGAGUGUAUUCACCAGGAAGAGGGGAUGGUAACAGAAGAUCUCAGUAUAUACCCACAUACUCAGAGGGUGUACCCUACAUAGAGCAUGAGAGGAAUUGUUAUCCCCAGAAAAUGCAAGGAAGGUAUAUUCCUGAUGACCGCAGAAUUAGAGGAAGUGGGAGAAGAGGGAAACCACCUCAGAGGUCAAUAGCAGAUUCCUUUAGGUUUGAAGGGAAGUGGCAUGAAGAUGAGUUGAGGCACCAGAGGAUGCAAGAAGAAAAAUAUUCCCAGUCACCUAGAAGAGGCUCAGAAGACUUUGACACAAGGAGCUCUUUUCAGAAGAGGUAUCCUGAGGAUCGUGAUUUCAGAAAAUAUGGACACACAUCAAAAAGACCUAAAGACGUGGAGAGGUAUGAGAACAGAGAGCCUGCCAGAAACCCAAAGUGGAAGCCUGAGCAUUUUCCUCCACCUUACCAAGAAAAGAAAGAUCAGCGCAAUUUUGCACCUCAAACUCACCGAUAUGCUGAGAGGGACUAUCCAGAGACCAGUUCAGCAACCAAAGUGUCCUAUGACUAUCGCCACAAGCAUCAUAAGCUCUCAGAAGGUGACCAGGACUUUUCUGAUGGGAGAAAUCAGAAAUACUUGAAAGAAGAAGAUAGAAAACACAGUUCUCAAAAAGGCCCUAUAGGUAGAGAGUCAGAUUGUUUUAAUGCCGGAAGAGGGAGAGAGACUGAAGAUGGGCAAGUCAAAGAACUUUUUAAACCAUCUAAGAAAGACUCAGCGGCCUAUACUCAUUCAAAUAAAAAUGAGGUUGAUUUGAAGCCCUGUAAUGACAAACGAAAGAAAAAAAUAAAGAAAGAAGGGGAAUUCAAAAAGGAGAGCAACUCCUCCAGUAACCAACCUGAUACAAGUCAAAAACUUUCCAAUGUGAAACACUCAUCUGUCAAUAUUAAGAAGAAAUCACUUACAGUUAAAGUAGAUGUGAAGAAAACAGUAGAUACAUUCAGGGCUUCUUCUAGCUAUUCCACAGAGAGACAGAUGUCACAUGAUUUGGUUGCUGUUGGCAGGAAAAGUGGGAACUUUCAUCCAGUGUUUGAACAUCUUGACUCAACUCAGAAUACUGAAAACAAACCUACAGGAGAAUUUGCUCAGGAAAUCAUAACAAUAAUCCAUCAAGUUAAAGCAAAUUAUUUUCCAUCACCUGUCAUUACUCUAAAUGAGCGUUUCUCAAAAAUGCGAAGUACUCAUGAUGCAGAUGCAAAAGAAAUUAAAUUGAAUUCAGAUCCAGAAAUUCACAGGAGAAUAGACAUGUCUUUGGCUGACCUUCAGAGUAAACAAACUAUGGUAUAUGAACCAGAUCAGACUCUGGUCAAAAUAAUAGAUCCAAAUGACCUACGACAUGACAUUGAAAGAAGGAGAAAAGAACGAUUACAGAAUGAAGAUGAGCACAUUUUUCACAUAGCUAGUGCUUCAGAGAGGAAUGAUCAACGUUCGAGUUUUUCAAAGAAUUAUGCUAUGCGGAGAAAGGAUAUUGUUACUCAAAAACCAUUUGGAGUUGAGGGAAACCAUCAAAAUACAAGAGGCUUUAAAAGACCUUUCAAGAGCAACUUUAGAGGUGGUAGACUCCAUCCCCCAUAUAAAUCAGACCUGGUACAGAAGAGCUUAUACAUUCAGGCUAAAUAUCAGCGUUUGCGGUUUGCUGGUCCAAGGGGAUUUAUCACUAAUAAAUUCAGAGACAGAUUACUGAGGAAAAAAAAGGAAUAUACAAACAUUGCUACAGAAACCUAAUCUGGAAUUGUUACAAAUGGAAGCAACCCUUCAGGAGGAUAUUUGGGAACAUCUGUUUUUGUCCGGAAUUAGAAUUGGCACUAAGGGCACUAAUACUGUAACUUUCUUGAUAAAAUAACUUUAUUUUUCAGUAGUGGAAUGCUGCAACUUUUUUACACUUAAAAUUGCUUUUAAAUUACAGUAUUCAGUUUAAAAGUUGUAUUAACUACCGUUUCUUUUGCAAAAAGUCUCAAUAGAAAUACUUGAAGGGCAUUAUUUGUUGAUGCAUUUUUCUCUAAGCAUGGUUUCGAGAGAACUUAACCAAGUUAUAUCCAGACAUUUAUAUGUUGAAAGCUUUGUUUAUGUAAAACAAAAGUAUCUGAAUUGUAUAGUGUCUGUACAUGAAAGAACUUUAACAGUGGCCUUACAGUAGCUAAUUUUAUACUGGGUUUUUCUUUUUCUGAUGACAUUUUGGCUUAUAACUUGAAGUUUUUCUUAAGUUUCUGAUGAUUAAGGCCUAUAUAAUUCAUACAUUUCAUAUUAUGAUAUCAGAAGGCUAGAGAAAAGGUGCUUCAAAUUUUCCAUCAGGUAGUUGUGAGUGCACUGAAUUUUUAGUAAUUUGUUCAUUCAGUUGUUUCCACAACUAUUUGCUCUUU
Molecule: messenger RNA, 2782 nt
Organism: Urocitellus parryii (Arctic ground squirrel)
Lineage: Eukaryota; Metazoa; Chordata; Mammalia; Rodentia; Sciuridae
Gene: Bclaf3
Product: BCLAF1 and THRAP3 family member 3
Biological process (GO): positive regulation of transcription by RNA polymerase II
Cellular component (GO): mediator complex
Molecular function (GO): transcription coregulator activity; DNA binding
Source: RefSeq, a predicted model, not a curated record